CCCUUCCCGCUCUACCUUCUCCCCGCCCCCUUCCGCCGACGCCUCUCCUCAAACUCAUCCCCCACAACCUCGCCCUCCUCCUCACCCCCAACCCCAACCUACUUCCUCCCCGCCCACCCAACCACGCACCUACAAUGCCAAAAGUGCCUCACGGACCUAAUCCCCACGACGUGCAUAAUCUCCAAAGGCUUCACCGGCCGCCACGGGCGCGCGUACCUCGUCUCGCCUCCCAACGCGCUCAUCGGACCCACUCCCACCCCAACCCGCGGCGGCUGGAAAACAGGCGACAUCCCCAACACGCAAACCCAUCGAGCCGUGUCGCGCCAGCUCGUAACCGGUGCGCACACCGUCUCGGAUAUCAGCUGUGUGCGCUGCGGCAGCGUGCUGGGCUGGAAGUACGUCGAUGCAGCUGAGGAGGCGCAGAAGUACAAGGUGGGCAAGUUUAUUCUGGAGACGGGCAGGGUGAUUAAGAGGACGCUUGAGGAUGGGGAGGAUGAGGAGGAGGGGUGUGGGGGAGGGGAGGAGGUGGAGUUUGAUUCGCAGGAUGAGGAUGAGUGUGAGGAUUUGUUUAGUGGGAUUUGGACGCCGAGAUUGGCGGGGGUGAGGCGCAGGAGGAAGGCGAGGGGG
Messenger RNA from Dothidotthia symphoricarpi CBS 119687, 627 nucleotides. Its product is annotated as yippee-domain-containing protein. The annotation marks the transcript as partial. The record is from RefSeq and is a predicted model, not a curated record. The transcript has a single exon. Lineage: Eukaryota; Fungi; Ascomycota; Dothideomycetes; Pleosporales; Dothidotthiaceae.